AUGGAUUCAUUGUCGAAGAAGAUUCAGAAUCUGGGUAUGCAUGAUUUGAGAAAUGCUGGUAGGUUCAUGCAGAAUAUGAUUGUUCAGUAUGAGCCGUAUCAAAUUGAUGUGAGAAGAGCCUCUAAUACUGAUGCUUGGGGCCCAACCUCAAAACAUCUACAAAAAGUUUUGAGACAUAAAUAUAGUGUCCCAUUGUAUUUGAUUACUGAGUACACUUUGAAGAGAUUGAUUGAUCAUAUUGCUACGAAUUCGAAGAAUGUAUACGAAAAAGCUAGAAAGGAGUACGUCAAUUUCGGUUCAGAGUGGAGAGUUGUCUUUAAAUGUUUGGUUAUUUUAGAUUUUUUAUUAUUAAACGUCAAUGAUGGUGAUGAAUUACAGCAAAUCACAAGUUGCUUGAAAAAACAUAAACAUAUCUUGAAUAAAGAGACUAUGAACUAUAAAAUUCAGUUCUCGAAUGAUGGGAAGAUGGAAAUCCAUGAACAAUCAAUUAGAACCAAAUGUGAAGUGAUAUUAUCUUAUUUGAGUGAACCUGAAAUUCUAAAUGUGGAGAGAUUGAAGCACAAAAAGAACCAAAUGAAGAUCCAAAGGUCAAAUGAAAGUGCGAUUAUGACUAAUAAUAUUAAUUUCGACACGAAUGAGAUCGCAAACAAUAUUGCAAACAAUAAUUUGGAAGUUGAGGAUUCUAAUGAUGAUGAAGAUGAAGAGCUACAAGCAAGAGUCAAUUACGAACAUAGAAGACAUACAUCAACUAAGAUAGACGAAGAAAGGAGAAAGAGGAGAGAAUUGCUAAAGGAGAGAAUUAAGAAUAAUGAAGAACAAAGGCGAAAGUUGAGUCAAUCAUCUAUGUCUGCCAAUGAAGUGCCUGAUUUGUUAGACUUUGGUGAUUUUGAUACAACAGUCAGUAACUCCACCAAUAAUAAUGAUUUUGUAGAUAAUUUAAGUAAUAAGGAGGUCAAUAAAGACGAUGAUGAUGAGUUCGGUGAAUUUCAAAGUGAAAUGAUAAUGAAUAACACUACGUUGAAAAUUGAAGAUAAUAAGAAUAAUGAAGAUCUUUUAUCAGGAUUAUCGAAUGAUAAUGCACCAGAAGCUGAUACUGCGUCAGUUAAAAAGAAUGACGUAUUUAUGGACUUAUUUACAAAUUCAAAAUCAUUAAUAUAA
Tetrapisispora phaffii CBS 4417 is the source of this 1158-nucleotide messenger RNA. RefSeq lists its product as uncharacterized. NCBI's taxonomy places the organism in Eukaryota, Fungi, Ascomycota, Saccharomycetes, Saccharomycetales, Saccharomycetaceae. Gene Ontology annotation, biological process: endocytosis; Golgi to endosome transport. Gene Ontology annotation, cellular component: endosome; clathrin vesicle coat; plasma membrane. Bases 1 to 1158 code for a protein of 385 amino acids. The record is from RefSeq and is a predicted model, not a curated record. Gene Ontology annotation, molecular function: clathrin binding; phospholipid binding. The transcript has a single exon.